This is a messenger RNA of Paramecium octaurelia, 2198 nucleotides long. NCBI's taxonomy places the organism in Eukaryota, Ciliophora, Oligohymenophorea, Peniculida, Parameciidae. The record is from the annotation of a GenBank genome assembly.
AAUGGCUUAAAUAUAGGAAUUUACUCUUCGUUUUUCAAUGACACAUUCAAAAAAUGAGCUUUUGGAUUAUAUUAAUGAAAGAAAAAUCUAUUUCCCCCAUAAUUUAGAAUCCAGACUUUUGAAAUGGAAUUGUUACCCAUUGAUUAAUUUCGAUACGGAGGAAUUAGAAGUUAGUUUUGGUGUUUUCUUCCUUUAGAUUUUGAAACUAUCUUAAAAUUAGACAGUGAGGGAUUAAUUUUCAGAUUUACUAAACUGUUAGUUAAAUAAUUUGCAGAAAGUAGAUUUCAUAAAAAUUUGUCAUCGGAUUUUUUAGAAAGAAUCAUUAAACCCUUUUCCUCAAAGUAAUGAGUUCAAAAGUCUUGGUGAUAAUCUUAAAGAAAGUUUUGUUUAUGAAAAGCAUAUUUCAGAUAAGCCUCCUUCCUAUUAUAAAAGUUAAAAUGGCAAUUUAGUUUUCGAAAUUAAUGAAUAAGAAGUAAAAUAUCGAAUUUUAUUAUAUAAAAAAGAAGAUGAAUCAAGAAUUACAACUGCUAUCAUAUUUUCAACAAACAAUGAUAUUAGAAGAGUGUUUCCAUUAUAAAAUUAAGUUUUUAUUCCCAAUAGCUUCAAUUAAAGUCAAUAAACUUAUACUCCCUCACAUUUCAUUCCUAAUAAUCAAAAAUUUGUAAUUAAUCAAUCUGUAUAAUUUUAAGAAUAGAAUAAUAAUUAUGUGGAAGGAAGGGUAGCAAAUAUUUAACCUUUAAAUGGAUAACCAAAAUAAUCAUCUAUGAAAGACAGCCCAGCUUUUUAAUAAGUGGUUUUCUAAUAAUAACCAUUCUAAUCACAAUAAUAAUAGCAUUAAUAAUAGUAAUAUCAAAAAUAAUAAUAAUAAAACUAAUAAUAAUAAUAAUAAUAGCCAUACUAAUACUAAUAACAAUACCAGCAAUUAAACUAACCUUAAUAGUACUAAUAAUAAUAACCUUAAUUUUAGUAACCAUAAUAAUAAUAUCAAUAGUUUUAGAAGUAAUCGAAAUUAUCAACAAAUUUUGUUAAUGUUAACACUAAUACUAAUAUAAUAAACAAUAGUUAUCUUAAUUUUAAUUAUAAUAAUAUUGCUCAUACUAAUACUUUUAAUUUUUAAUUAAACGGAAAUCAAUAGGUCUCUUAACUAAAGCCAUAGCAAAAAUCAAAUGAUGUGCUUUUCAUAUCAACAGAAACAAUAUAAUAGUUUCAAGAUAAAUCAAGAGCGCCAAUUUUUAAUUCAUCUUCACUUCCUUGUAAUUCAAGUUAAUAGAACACAUCAGCACAAGUAAAACCUGAAGAAAUAGAUGUACUUUCCACAUAACAAAUAAAUCAAAUUUCCUAAGUUGAAAAAGAUACUUAGAUGCCAACAGAAUCCAGAAUUUAAACUAAUAUAAUGGCAAGGAGAUAGUAAGAACCUGUAUCUUGCUAAAUAUGCACUAUGAAUUAUAGUUUUGAUCCGAAUGAAGCCUUAAUGACUCCUUGCUGCCUUCGGAAAGUUCAUGCUGAUUGCUAUUAACAGGACUUACAUUAAAAAGCUAUUUAAUUUAUGAAUUUCGAUCUAGUCACUUGUUACUCUUGUAAGAAUUCAUUAAAAGGUUAGAAUGAUUUUUUAAAAAACAAUAUUUCUAUUUCACUUUAUGGUGAAAUCGUAAAACGGACAUUAUUAGCACAAAUUCCUCUGAAAUGUUGUAAAUGUUAACAGCCAAUUCAAGCUAGCUAGGAAAUAUUAAGUAAAUAGGUUAUGCUAAAAUGUUUAUCAUGCGAUACUAAGCUCUGUAGCCUGUGUCGUCAAGAGUAUCAUGGAGAAAACUAAUAGGUAAAAGCUAAAAUUAUAAAAGAAUUAAUCCUGUCCAAGCCUAUUAGUCGAUAUUUAAAAUGCAUUUAAGAAUAUGCCAAUUCUUGUUUGUCCUUUUUGUUAGUUAAUACAAACAAAGGAUGAUAAAUGUAAUCAUGUGAGAUGUUUCAGUUGCUAGAAAGACCUAUGUUCAGCUUGUUCUGUAGAUCGAAUUCCGAUACUGGCUCAUGGAAACCAUUAUCACAGAGAAGGAUGUCCUGACUAUAAGCCAUGGAUAAAAAAUAAUAUAGUAGUUAAAUAAAAAGAAUUCGAUAAAUAAAGUUGUUAAAGAUGUAAGGAAUCAGGUAAACCUUGCGAAUAUCCAAUGAGUUUGUAAGAGUACAAGAAAUUAAAAUAGUUUUGA